AUGCGCGAGGCGAAACCCUACAAAUGCACACAAUGCGUUAAGGCUUUCGCCAACUCGUCGUAUCUCUCGCAACACAUGCGAAUUCACUUGGGCAUCAAACCUUUCGGACCGUGCAAUUUUUGUGGGAAGAAGUUCACUCAGCUCUCACACCUUCAACAACAUAUCAGAACGCAUACCGGAGAAAAACCAUAUAAGUGCAAGUUCACCGGAUGUGACAAAGCGUUCUCUCAGCUGAGCAACCUGCAGUCCCACUCCAGAUGUCAUCAGACGGACAAGCCCUAUAAGUGCAAUAGUUGUUAUAAAUGCUUUACCGAUGAGCAAGCGCUGCUGGAGCACAUCCCGAAGCAUAAGGAAUCAAAGCACCUCAAAAUUCACAUUUGCCCGUUCUGCGGAAAAUCGUACACCCAAUCGACGUAUCUUCAGAAGCACAUGACGAAGCACGCGGAUAGGUCUUCAAAGUCUUCGUCUUUCGCAAACGACGUGCCCUCGGAUCACUUCGAUCCGUCAAUUUUCAAUUGGAAUUCAAUGCAGAAUGCGAACGAAGGGAAUGCUCACGAAUCGGCGUCGUUCAACACGAUAAGCAAACAACUCGAUUCGAUUCGAGCGAGUCAGGAGACGUUCGAUCCGUUCAACGCCAAUUCGAUGAUCAAUUCGGUGUCCGGUGCUCAUUCGUCGCCAUAUGCGAGCAGCGCGUUGCAGAGUAGUGCCUUCACGCAGCUAUUCAAUUUCCGCAACCAACGAUAUCUGCCAGAGUAUCCGGCGACGAAAACAAAUGGAGAACGGACGGCUGGGUUUAACAUGAUCACACCUCUGGAGAACAUCCAACGCUACAAUGGCAACUCGAACACAGCGUCGACGAACACAGCGGCGGCGACAGCGGCAGCGGCCGCUUCGUCAGCAUCCACGACGAGUCAGCCCUUCAAUCCACAAUCAAUUAUCAACACAAUGAAAACGACCAACUACCAAUAA
Messenger RNA from Caenorhabditis bovis, 969 nucleotides. The record is from the annotation of a GenBank genome assembly. NCBI's taxonomy places the organism in Eukaryota, Metazoa, Nematoda, Chromadorea, Rhabditida, Rhabditidae.